UUGAAACAGAAUGGUUGUGGAAAUUGAGAGAUUUUUCGGCUGUUAUUUACUUCUGAAUAUUAAUCCUGACUUUAAAGACCGAACCUACAUUGGUUACACUGUAGACCCUAGAAGAAGGAUUGGACAGCAUAAUAAAGGGAAGCAAUUUGGAGGAGCUAAACGCACUCAUGGACGAGGACCAUGGGAAAUGGUUCUCAUUGUGUACGGCUUUCCGAAUAACAUCUCAGCAUUAAAGUUUGAAUGGGCGUGGCAGAAACCGAAACUCUCCCGCCGUCUCCGGCAUGUUCCCGGUAAGCGCAAGGAUGAGAAGCGUUUCAUUUACGACCUGCGUGUUCUGUCUAACAUGCUGAAGACUGCUCCAUGGAGUAGGCUACCACUGACCAUACAAUGGCUGAAACAGGAAUACAUGAGGGAGUUUGAGGACGGGCUGCAGCCGCCGCCACACAUGCCUAUUGCAUUUGGACCUGUUACUUCAAUAAAGAUGCAUUCAUCAAAAAAGAAGAAAGGCUCACCGAGGAAGAAGAAAGCAAAAGAUGCAGGAAGUUCCUCGGACAUGUCGGAGGAAGUAAGCCAAGAUGCAGCACAGAAGGAAUCUGAUGAUAUGAUUAGUAUGACUCAGACUGUCCAUAAACGAUGUGAUCUCUGCAUCAAACGAAUACAGGAUGUAGAAUCCUCGCUAAGCUGCGUGCAUCCAGCCUGCUCUAUGAUAGUACACACUAUCUGUCUGGCGACUAAAUUCCUCAAGCGUUCAUCAGAGACUGACCAGCUGCUACCAGUGGAUGGGAACUGCCCGGUCUGUAAGAAUAACGUCUUAUGGGGAGAUCUCAUACGGAAGAAACAAGGUUGCUACUCCAAUCUAUCUGCUUCAGAGAAUGAAGAUUCAGAAGACCACUGGGCUGAGGAUCUAAGACUAUGAUCUCCGUUUUGAGAAGAACGGGGGCUGAAACGAUCAGUAUUAUUAUGAAAAUAUAAGCAGGUAGGAACUACAAACCCACUCCAUGUGCCAGGCAAUAAACCCAACAGCCGAGUUCACAUAUUGCUAGGAUGAAUUCUAUCUCCACUCGUCCAAACUUAGGAUGGGUUCAUUGCGUCCUAACGUCUAUGAAUACAGACCUAUUACUCAAAGAAAUUUACGUGGCAGUAUUUUCUGCUAAACACUAGCUCAAUGAAAUUGGUUCCUGAUUCAGAAGUAAUUUACACUUGCAGUACAAAAUUUUAACUUAAAACUCAACAUAAAUCUUUAUUAUGAAUCUCCAUGUACAAUUUCUACUAACGGACAAAAUUAGGGGAAACGUCAUGCAACCAAAUUUGCCAAGAAAAUGAUGGCGGCAACUGAUUUAGCCUUGAUGUUUGAUAUAAAAUGAAUUGAAUUUUUCAAGCCUGGAAUUACACGGAGGCCUCAGAGGCUAUGACCUCUGUUGCCCUGGUCUUGGCCUUGGUGCCCCUUCAAACGUUUUUAUAGACUUUGAGAUAUACCAAUGGAAGUGCCCUUGGCAAAAGUGAAAAUGGCCUUGCCCUCUCAAAGAUGAACUUAAUUUUAACUUAUAAUGGCCUCACACACUAACUUCACAACAAUCAACUUCACUAUUAUUUAUGUGAAAAAAAUGUAACAAAGUAGUCCCGGAAUAUUGUAUAGUUUGACCCACUAUAAAAUAAAAGGCUUUUUGCAAUAUUUUUCAAGUUCUUUUUCUGUAUAUACGUACUUCAGUGAUUUAAUUUAAAUACUUAAUGUACAUAUUUAGCAGUGUUUCCCAAAAGUGCAAUGUUGCCAUUCUAUAAAUUGAAUUGAAGAGCUUUAUAAUGACUGAACAUUUUGUAGAGCCAUUAUUUAAAACAUUUCAUCAUGUAGAAUUAAAAUACCGAGUCAAACUUGUCACACAAAACUAUGAAUUUUUGCAUCAACAUAUUUUCCAUAGAUGGUUGUUGCCUGUUAUUCAAAACACUUUUUCUGUUAGGAAAUCUAAAGUAGAAUUUGAACAUUUUAUACAUUUGUAUUUUUUUCAAUUGUAUAACUCCACAUUGUAACAUGAGAUUUGAUUCUUCUUUAAAAGUUUAAAAGGGAUAAUAAUCUGACUUAUGAUACACAAAAUAAAACUUCAAACGAUUGGAAAUCUGAUAAUACAUGCUGCAGUGUGUCAUUCUAUGUAUCAGGAAUAAAGAAUAUAUUGUUUUUACCCUUACACCCAAGUGCAUAACGCACUGUCUCGGUACUUUCCCCCACAAAAAAAUCCCCAGGCAAGUCGACUCCAUUUGAAACCAUGACCUUUGCAUUGCUAAGCAUUGCCUAAUUUCAUAGAGCUGCUAAGCACAAAAUUUCCAUUUGUCGCAUAUU
This is a messenger RNA of Asterias rubens (European starfish), 2332 nucleotides long. RefSeq names its product structure-specific endonuclease subunit slx1-like. Gene Ontology annotation, biological process: double-strand break repair via homologous recombination. Lineage: Eukaryota; Metazoa; Echinodermata; Asteroidea; Forcipulatida; Asteriidae. Gene Ontology annotation, molecular function: 5'-flap endonuclease activity; crossover junction DNA endonuclease activity. The record is from RefSeq and is a predicted model, not a curated record. Gene Ontology annotation, cellular component: Slx1-Slx4 complex. The coding region runs from base 11 to 916 and encodes 301 amino acids. The transcript is spliced from 6 exons.